AUUAAUAAUGAUUAUUUUUUUUCUAGCUCAACUGGACCCGCUAUGUGUCUCUCGUCCUUGAAGAGACAAAUGUUACUCUAGAUUUUGACACAGACACUGUGGUUCUCAUGGACAGUAGUUACUUUCACAAGCUAGCUUUACUGAUAAGCUCAACAAACCACACUACAUUAGAACGUUUUGUCUGGUGGAACAUAUUUUCAUCACUUGCCCCGCUUACAUUACAAGAGUUUCGGGAUCUUGGUUUCCGAUUCACACAAAAAGUGUUUGGUUUAACUGAGAAAACUCCAAGAUGGAAACGAUGCACUUCAAAUGUCAACACCAAUUUUGGAAUGGCUGUGAGCUAUCUGUAUGUUCAAAAGCAUUUCAAUGACAAGUCAAGGAAAAAGGCUCUUGAAAUGGUAAAAGAUAUUGAGGCUGCAUUCACUGACAUUGUGGCUGAACUACAAUGGAUGGACAUGGAGACAAAGAACAGAACAUUGGAUAAAGUGCGUGCCAUGAGACCAUUUAUAGGUUUCCCAGGAUGGUUAUUAACCCCAGGGCAAUUGGAACAAUACUUCCAAGGGGCAGAGGUGGUGGAAGGAAAACUAUUUGAAACAUACUUGAAAUUAAUUGGCAGUUCAAUGAAGAAAAGUUUAGAUGAUCUCCGUAAAGCUCCCGAUCAUGAUCGGUGGGUUACAGCAGCAACCACUGUAAAUGCAUUCUAUUCUCCAGUACUAAAUUCUGUUACUUUCCCAGCAGGAAUUCUACAGCCCCCCUUCUAUGGGCUUGGUUUAGAGGCAUUAAAUUAUGGUGCUAUAGGGUCAAUAAUGGGACAUGAGUUGACUCAUGGAUUUGAUGACCAAGGUAGACGGUAUGACAAGAAUGGAAAUCUCCAGCAAUGGUGGACUGAAAGCACUCUUCAAGAAUACCACAACAGGGUACAGUGCAUUGUACAGCAAUAUGGCCGUUAUCAUGUGCCACAACUGGGACAUAAUUUCACAGUGAAUGGAAUUAACACACAAGGAGAAAACAUAGCAGACAAUGGGGGACUUCGUGAGGCCUGGAGAGCAUACAGGCGGUUUCUUGACAGGCAAAGAGGCAAACCUCAACAGCCACAGAUGGUGAAUAGCAAACAAAACUCAAUAACUUCUCCAUCAAACCAUACACAAAAUGAUACUGGUAAAGCUGAUACUAAAUACAAGGGGCAAAUGCGAAUUGCCAAAGUCCGGCAAGAUGAGCAGCCUCCACAGCAACAUGGUACAGUGCGUCUACCAGGACUAAGCCAAUAUUCACCAGAGCAACUCUUCUUUGUUGGUUUUGCCCAUAUGUGGUGCGGUCAUUCAACACCAGGUGCAUUGAAAUCAAAAUUAGUGGAAGGAGUUCACAGUCCAAAUCGUUUCAGAGUGGUAGGCACACUAUCUAAUUCCAAAGAGUUUUCUGAAGCUUGGAAUUGCCCCAAAGGAAGCCCAAUGAAUCCAGAUGAGAAAUGUAUUUUGUGGUGAAAAUGAAGGCAAAGACAAUACUCCGCCAUUUUGGUACAGUUUAUUUCCUGAGGCUUGUCUUGUGAGCUACAGUUGGAUAAACAUGUCACAAUGACAGAAGUUUGCUUAACCACCAGUAUAGGCUGCAUAGGUAAAUUUCUUUAAAUUUGCCUAGAAUGGAAUUUGCUGAUAUGAUUUACCUUCCAAGCACCCAAGCAGAGACCUAGUUAAUUUAUUAAAAUUAACACUUCGUGUAUAAAAUGUGAUUUGGCUGUGUCUUUAAUACUGGAGACUGAUUAAGUAUAUGCUAUGGCUCAUGAGUGUGCAGUACCUGUGCCAAUGUAUAAUGCAAUCAUCUUAGCUGCAAAAGCAAUUUAAUUAAUACAAUAGAAGAACCAGCACAAUGUUAAAAUGUAGCACCAUAAUGAGUCACCAUACCAAGAAGAUUUUGGUAUGUAGGGGGACUAGAAAUUUUUUAGUAAGUUCAGUAUGGUGAUAAAAGUUUUAAGAAACUAUCAUUCAUUUUAAACUGUACGAAGCAAAAUAUUCUUAUGACCUUCAUAUAAUAUUAUGAAGGGAAGGAUAAGUUAAAAGCACAGAAGAUUCGUCACAGGUUUUGAUGUUACCCCAGAUUUGUUUGCAACAUUUUUCAUGGACUAUGUUCCUACAUUUUGUUGUAAUUUUUCUGUCUUUUGUAUUCAAUAUGGUCCACCAGGAUACAUGUACAUACAGUAUUACUUUUACUUAACCCACAGUUUUGUUAUAAGAACAUAAUUUUAAGAAUAGAGUAGUUCAAGUUCACAGUGAUGUAAUAACUCUUAUGGAGAGUUGAGUUUUGUGUGAAUAUUAACUCCAUGAAGGAUGACAGUGAUAAAGAAGUGAUUUUAAAUUAGAUAAAUGAAAGAAAUAAGUUAUCUAUUGGAUUGGAGAAGAAACAAGAGAUGAAUUUUACCAAAUUUAUCUCUCUUAUAACAUAGGAACUCAAGGGACCAACUACUGAUAGAGAUAGUUUGUAUUGAGGACCUUAAACGGGUUUCACUGGUCUAUCACCAGAUGUAUUAGCCACAAAGUACCUCAAAGCUUGAUACUUAUCACUUAGAAUGUUUUACUUGCCAACCAUAUCAUAUUCACGUAGAAAUGCUUAAAUUGUAAGCAGAAACAUCUUGAUAUCAAUGGCUACCGUCUAUUUGAUACAUACCUUGAUAUCCUUAAAAAUUUUGAACUAUUUGUUAUUUAAUCCUCCUAGUCUACAUUAAGCAGUAACCACUUAAGGGCCAUUGCAUAAUAAUGAAGUGUUAUGAUUCCCAUGUAGUUGUGACAAAAUAGACAGAUUUUAUAAAAAUAAAGAAAAUGUAAGGAAACAGAAUAUUAUCUAAAGAAAGAAGAUUCUUUUAGACUCACUUCAAUUGAUUGUUUGUAAUUUAAAUUUAAUCAAUUUUUAAUGCAUUCAGUUGCAAAAUGUGAAUAACAAAUUUGUUUCUGUGGGGAUAUCACCUACUUGCUGUAUAUACCGCCAACGAAAUGUACUAUUGAAAAUACAAUACAGAUGAUAAUUUUUA
Frankliniella occidentalis (western flower thrips) is the source of this 3019-nucleotide messenger RNA. Its product is annotated as neprilysin-4-like. Gene Ontology annotation, molecular function: metalloendopeptidase activity. Gene Ontology annotation, cellular component: plasma membrane. Gene Ontology annotation, biological process: protein processing. The record is from RefSeq and is a predicted model, not a curated record. NCBI's taxonomy places the organism in Eukaryota, Metazoa, Arthropoda, Insecta, Thysanoptera, Thripidae. The transcript has 11 exons. Bases 108 to 1481 code for a protein of 457 amino acids.